AUGGACCGCAGACCCUCGCCAUUGCCCGAGUCUUCUUCCUCUAUUCCUGUAACAACCGACGAACAUUACCGUAUCCCGCUCUUCACCUAUGUGACACGCACAUCUUCUACCUCGUACACGACAGACAUCCGUCUCUUCUUCGCGAUCACCGUCCUGAGCUCACUCAUCUUGUAUGCGAGAGGCUUCAGGUGGGAGUUUNUGGUGUUUCUCCUGGUAGGCGGAAGUGUUGUCUGGAAGACUGCGAGACGGAGAGAUGGCAUGGAGUUCAAGAGGGUGAGGAGGGCGCUAAGAGGAUGA
Molecule: messenger RNA, 297 nt
Organism: Aureobasidium uvarum
Lineage: Eukaryota; Fungi; Ascomycota; Dothideomycetes; Dothideales; Saccotheciaceae
Source: the annotation of a GenBank genome assembly